GCACCCCUCAAUACAGCGACACACAUUCAGCAGUAGUCAGUCAGCCCGUGAGGUCUCGGCGAAAUUGUGAAGCCAGUCGAGAUUCCAUCUCGCGUAAGAGAUUCUCUACACGAUUCAUGUGUUACGAUCUGUCCCACAUCUGUUCGACACCUACCGCAGAAUCAUGAGCUGCAGGAAGGAAUCUCUGUGUCCUCUGUCCAGCGAUCUCACAGCGACUGACAGACGAACAAGCGACGACUUCGCAACCAAUGGCUCUGGUGUCGGCGUCUACCCGUUCGCCUUGGUACUGAGGCUACGCGUUCUUCAGGUUGUGUGUGGCAUCUCGGCUCUGGUGAUGGGUACAGUCGCACUCAUUGAGGAACGGGGUGAACUUAACCUUGCGGUCGCUGUACCUGCAGGAUGCGCCACGGUCCUCGCUGCAGGUGCAAGCAUCCACACGAGUCGUGGAUUCAGCGGCUACAAGCCUUCAACGUGUGGAUCAAGUUCUUCACUGAGAUUUUUGGGUCCGUCCGCACGCGUGGCUGUUCCCCUUGUUAUCCUGUGGGCUGUGGCAUGUUCCUUGCAUGCAGCACUUGUCUUCCAGGCCACUUGGACACUUGCGGGGAAAAGGGGGUCCGAGUCGUCGGAGCUGAGUGGAACCGUCCUGGUGCUCGCUGUGAUUGAGCUCACCCUCACUUCAAUCACCAUCUUAGCCGUUCUCGUCAUCCUCCGCAUAGACUGCCGUUACGACCCUGACUGACCCUGCCCCGGGGUCAGCCCCUUCGAUUGUCAGGGCUCAGGGACUGGGACGGGAGUGAGCCUUGUGCCGUUACCUUCGACAUCUUCCGAGAGGAAUAGCAGUAAAGUUGCAGGGACCAGCCCCGACAACUGCGCGGUCUCAGGACACAGAGGCUCAAGCGAGGAGAAAGGUCGUGACCCAGAGGAAAAAGAACAGGGCAGCCGUAAACCAUCACUUCCAGCUUUUCAAUUGAAAGGCAUAAAAUCAAGGCAGCAGCCCAGUUAUAUAGCGUCCCGUAACGAAGAAAACGAACAGCCAAAGAACUCCGAAGUUUUAAUACCUAAGAUAUCAAUAUCCAUUGACGAUGAGACCGUAUAUACGAAAGAGUAUAAAACAAAUGUUUGAUGCUAUUAAAUCAGCGAUAAAGAUACUAAGAAACUGUAAGAGGAAUAUACAGUUAAGACGAUGUUAAAUAUUCAAUUAAAUGUAAUUGAAAUUUCAGGCAUCGUAAAAUUGGUGCUGCAGUAACCCUACAAAAGCGAACGGAUUGAUUUCUACUCAGUUACAAUUAAAACUGCGUAACUCUAAGCGAUUUAAAAUCUUUCUGGGGAUUUUUCUCUGAUGAUGGCGCGCAGUUCACGGUGUAAUAGAUGUGACUUCCUACAGCAAGAAGCCUCUAUUUCUGCACCACCUGCAAGUUUCUCAUAAACAUGAUCAGUUUUAAACCAUGUUAAUGACAGUAACAAGAUUUGUAGGGGAUGAUUCUGGAAACUGUGUAAUGAUGUUUACUUACUUUCUGAGGUCUAUUGACGAAGAGGUUAUCUCAGCAAGAAAGAAAUCAAGAAGACUCCAGAGUUAGCUUUAUACCUCAAAAUAAUUUGACAAUUAAUUUCAUUAUUAUCCUUCGAAAACGAUAUAUAACAUCUUUGUCCAAAGUCCUAAAAAAUGUUUUCUUUACUCCACAUAACUUGUGACAUCAUAAAGUGAAAUUUACCCUACUGAGAAAACGAAUUUGUAUUUCUACAUACCUACAGCCUACAUUUUUAAAAGACUUGUUUCAUAAAUUAUUACCACCGUUAAUAAUAUUUUUCUAUCUAUAUAUUUUAAAAUUUUCUCUCUGAUACGAGAAGUGCAUUUCGUCUCGCAUCCUUAAGCUUUCUGUGAUCCACAGGAACAGUUUUUGAUGUCAGUUCUGUUUUCUAAUGUCCAGUAAUUAGGCGUAUGAUCGUCACAACAAAUCCUUACUUAUUUGUAAGAUGCGUGGAUCAUUCAGCAUUUAGAAUGCAAACCAAGUGUUUAAAUCCCUUGAGAUACUCAUUCUAAAUGUCCUUUAUUCCAAUCACAAAGUAAUCCGAGAAUUACAAUUAAUAAAAUUGGAUUUUUAUGAACA
Messenger RNA from Zootermopsis nevadensis, 2108 nucleotides. RefSeq lists its product as uncharacterized. The record is from RefSeq and is a predicted model, not a curated record. Lineage: Eukaryota; Metazoa; Arthropoda; Insecta; Blattodea; Termopsidae.